Marmota flaviventris (yellow-bellied marmot) is the source of this 933-nucleotide messenger RNA. The record is from RefSeq and is a predicted model, not a curated record. NCBI's taxonomy places the organism in Eukaryota, Metazoa, Chordata, Mammalia, Rodentia, Sciuridae.
AUGGUGAGCCCCAAUCAGACACGGGUGAUGGAGUUCGAGCUGCAGGGGUUCUCAGAGCACCCUGGGCUGCGACUGCUCCUGCUGGGCUGCUUCCUGUCCCUCUACACCGUGGCACUCACAGGUAAUGCUGUUAUCAUCACUUUGGUCAGCAUCAGCGCUGGCCUGCGCAGCCCCAUGUACUUCUUCCUGUGCAACCUGGCCACCAUGGACAUUAUCUGCACCUCCUCUGUGCUGCCCAAAGCGCUGGCCAGCCUAGCAUCUGAGGCAAACAUCAUCUCCUUCCAGGGUUGCAUGGCCCAGCUCUUCUUUCUCAUCUGGUCAGCAUCCUCUGAGCUGCUUCUGCUCACAGUCAUGGCCUACGACCGCUAUGUGGCCAUCUGCUUUCCUCUGCACUAUAGCUCCAGGAUGAACCCGUGCCUGUGUGGUGCCCUGGCCAUGGGAGUGUGGGGCAUCUGUGCCCUUAAUGCUUCUGUCCACACCGGUCUGAUGGCUCGGCUGUCUUUCUGUGGCCCCAAGGUCAUCACGCACUUCUUCUGUGAGAUCCCCCCGCUCCUGCUGCUCUCCUGCAGCCCCACGCGUGUGAACAGCAUCAUGACUCUGCUGGCGGAUGCCUUCUACGGGUGCAUCAACUUCUUGCUCACCCUGCUGUCCUAUGCGUGCAUCCUCCGCAGCAUCGUGCGCAUGCGCUCCACAGAGGGGAAGCGGAAGGCCUUCUCCACCUGCUCCUCCCACCUCCUCGUGGUCUCCCUGUACUACACGUCUGUGUUCUGUGCCUACCUCAGCCCUGCCUCCAGCUACAGCGCAGAGAGAAGCAAAGUGUCUGCAGUGCUCUACUCGGCCCUGAGCCCCACGCUGAACCCCCUCAUCUACACCCUGAGGAACAAGGAGGUCAAGCACGCCCUGCGGAGACUCUUGCCCUUCUUCCGACGUUAG